Molecule: messenger RNA, 3807 nt
Organism: Passer montanus (Eurasian tree sparrow)
Lineage: Eukaryota; Metazoa; Chordata; Aves; Passeriformes; Passeridae
Gene: SUSD4
Product: sushi domain containing 4
Exons: 11
Coding region: 149-1966 (605 amino acids)
Biological process (GO): negative regulation of complement activation, alternative pathway; negative regulation of complement activation, classical pathway
Source: RefSeq, a predicted model, not a curated record
GAGCGUGUAUGAGUGUGUGUGCGUGUGCGCUCCGCCCGCCCCCGGCAGGCUGCCGAGCCGCAGCGGCGGAGGCGGCGGCAGUAGCGGCGGAGGCGGCGGCAGUAGCCGCGGAGGUGGCGGCGAACCGGAUGCCUUUGGCGGGCAGAAGAUGUGUCAUGGGAAGCAGGCGAGCAGCGGCGGUGCCCUCCCGGCGGCGCGGCGGGUGCUGGCCGCGGCGCUGUGGCUGCAGCUGGCGCUGAGCCUCGGCCCGGGGCUGGCGGCGGGCGAUCCCCUGAGCAGACAGAGAAGCACAAUUCAGAAGACUUUUUUCUCUGCUCUUCAGAAAGAAGAAAUUAUGUCAACUGCAAUAUGCUAUUUGGAUGCAAAAAACCCUGAGUUGACAGGAGGACACUCAUUCUAUUCUGAAGUGGUCACCACUUCUGCUCAGAGAUGCUGCCCCUGCUUUGGCCUUACCUUGUGGAUUCUCCAGGGACUGCUUGUGCCUCCAGGGUUUGAUGACCUGCAAGCAUGUGCAGAUCCUGGGGCUCCUGAACAUGGCUACAAGACACCCAGUGCAGGUGUUUUCUUUGAAAGCGUGGUGGUCCGGUUCCAUUGCCAAGAAGGAUACAGGCUCAAUGGUACUUCCAAAAAAAUUUGUGUGAGACACUUUAAUGGCUCCCUGAGCUGGAAACCCAGUGAUAAACCUGUGUGCCUACAAGAAGUCACAGAUUGCCCUGUUCCACAUGUUGAAGAUGCAGAGGUUCAUAACAAGACAUACAGGACUGGCGAUAAGUUAAUAAUCACCUGUCAUGAAGGAUUCCAGAUCCGUUACCCUGACUUAGACAACAUGGUUUCCAUAUGCCAAGACGAUGGAACAUGGGAUAAUCUACCCAUAUGUCAAGGUUGCCUUAGGCCGUUGGUUCUUCCUCAUAGUUACAUUAACAUUUCUGAGUUCGGGGCCUCCUUCCCGGUAGGAACAGUGGUGUAUUAUCAGUGUUUUCCUGGAUAUAAACUAGAAGGGGCAGAGAUCCUUGAGUGCAUGUAUAACCUUAUCUGGUCACAUAGCCCACCUAGGUGCCUUGAUGUGGAAGUUUGUCCACUACCUCCAAUGGUGAGUCAUGGAGACUACAUCUGCCACCCGCGGCCUUGUGAGCGCUACAACCAUGGGACAGUGGUGGAGUUCUACUGUGACCCAGGUUACACCCUCACCAAUGACUACAAGUACAUCACCUGCCAGUAUGGAGAGUGGUUCCCCUCCUACCAAGUGUACUGUGUCAAAACAGAACAAACCUGGCCAAAUACACAGGAGACCCUCCUGACUACAUGGAAAAUAGUGGCAUUUACUGCUACCAGUGUUUUAUUAGUACUGCUGCUGGUUAUAUUAGCCAGGAUGUUCCAGACCAAAUUUAAGACACAUUUCCUUCCACGAGGCAACCAGGAGGACUCAAUGGGCGACCCUGACUUUGUGGUGGUGGAUGGUGUUCCUGUCAUGCUGCCUUCCUACGAUGAAGCUGUCAGCAGCGGUUUGAAUGUCCUGGCACCUGGAUACUUAGCUGCCGCAGACCAGGGGCAUAUUUUGCAGACAGAAGAUCAGAAUCCGCCUGCUUACCCUGGUCCCAGGAUUCCAGACAUGCAGCCCAGUGAAUUUGAGACCUGUGACAGUAGGUCGGGUUCCUCUGAACUGUUCCAAAGUUUGUACCCAUCCCUGACAUGCCAAGUGGCAGCACUUCCCGGCUCAGAUCGAACUGACAUAUCCCACAGCACUGAUGGGGAUGCUGCAUCCACAAGUCCCCGAAUCAAUAUCACAGAUGAUCUCAAGUUUUCCAGAGGACCAGCUGAUGCUCAGAAUUACCACUGCAGCAAACAAGACAAGAGUGCUGUAAAACCAACCCUGAACCGAAGCACACCCCAAGCCUCCCGUCAGUUAUGUGAUUUCAGUUUCAUAAUACCAUUGACAAGUAUUGGACUUACUUUAAAUGCCUUUUAAAAUAUUAUGAAAUCCAUCUUUUCUGGUCUUUUAGCAGCCUGUGAAAUUUCAUCCCUUACUAAUUUUUUUUGCUUCCAUUUAUUAAUUUCUAUGGAAGCUUCUUGAUUAAUAUUUGGAGCUCUGAGGUUUUACAGAUUCACACUGCUGUGUGUAUUGUAUUGCAGUCAUUUUAUUAAGGGAGACAGAUGUGGUAAUUGAAGAAAUGUAAGUUUAUGACUUAUUAGAACGUUUUUAUUUUAAGAAGUGCAGAAUUGCAAAUACUCUAGAAAAGAUUAAUAUAUUAAUUUUGCUUGAUAGCCUUUUGAUAGGACUGUGCCAAAUACAAUUUUUAAAGGGUUUUACCAUUUUAAAAGUCUUAACAUUUUUUGCUGAUGUUGGAUAAAACUUCCUGAAAGGCUGUUUUUGGGGGGGAUUAUUUGUGUGGUUGAGUUUGGGGGUUUUGCAUGCUUGAAUAUCAGGGGAAAAAGAGAGAAUUUUUUUCUCAUGCUAUUUUUUUCCACAUAGGGCUUGAAUUUUCAUGAGAGGACUGCCUGCCUCUGGAUCCACACCUGUGUCCCAGCCCACAAAGUGACGCCCUGGGCUGGGGGCUGCCCCCAGGUGCCCCCAGUCUGCCCAGCAACCUGGACACCCUGGAGAACUCCACAGCUCUCUGGCCUAAGACCUCAGGAUGUUUUCAGGGCCUAAAGAGACAAGAGGGCUGCUAUGACCACAGCAGGAUUUUCACUGUGUAAAUGAGACCAGAUGGGAGGAUGAGCAUAUCUUAUGCAGAUCAUAAGCUGUUUUCCCUUGAGCUAGCUGGAUGUGAAUUAAAACAGAUCCAGGAAAACACUUGUUGGUGAGGUGUUAGUGAAGAUGGACAACCCAUGUGCCUUCAGCAGAGAGAAAAUUGGUGUGUACUGAGAACUCCAGGAAUGAAAAACAAGAACUGGCUUCACCUUGGCAAUAUUUCUAAAAAUGAGAAAAGAGGAGAAGUGAGCAAUGUGUCAGCCUUGAGCACUGACUUAUGAACAGGGGCUUGACAUGCACAGUGCUGGGUGAAGGGUGGGAAUUCAGGGAGUGAGUCACAACCUGGGCAUGAGUCAACAGAACCUGGCUGUUGUGAAAAUGUUAAAUGUCAACACAGGAGUGUUUACACAGAACUGUAACUUAUAAAAUGCAUGAAGCAAUCGUUCAGCUGCACUCAGCACUAGUAAGGCCUCAGCUAGAGCAGUUUGUCAAAUGUUGAGCAAUUUUUUUCCUCUUCAAGGGAAACGGGGUGCAGCUGGAUGGCAGCCAAGCAGAAAGAAUCAAGCAGAGAGAAUUUGAAGAACCUGUCCUGACCUCACAGAUUACGUAGUGUUCAGUGUGAACAACGGGAGACCAAAGAGAACACAGAAAUUCAGUUUUCUGUAAGAAAUGUAUUUUGCAAAGAUGGAAUUUAUCCGUAUAAGUAGGACAAGAAUAGUAGACUUAAUUGAGGCUUGAGAGAAUUAGGUUAGAUAUUAGAAGAAACAUUCUAGUCACAGGAAUGGUUACUAGGAAAGAGAGAUGAUCUGAAGAAGCUGUAAAAACCUCUGAGAUAUUUUUUAAGACUGUUUUAAAUAAGUAGAAGCCAGGAAAACAUUGGGGGAGAUGCACAAUAUGAAUUUUGGGGCCCCUUCUCAUUCUGUCUGCAUGAUUCCCAGCUUGUGAGAACUAAACUUGGCUGAUGCCAAAUUUUGCCCAUAGAUUAAUUCCAAAUUGAUGGUACUGGGCACACUGGUCAGUGCUCAUCAAAACUACAGCCAGAAAUACUCUCUAUUCCACAAACAAAAGCUUUCAUGUAGCAUGGGCUGAACUCCAAUAAAAUCCUAUGAAUUAAA